Messenger RNA from Penicillium riverlandense, 1614 nucleotides. RefSeq lists its product as uncharacterized. The transcript has a single exon. Gene Ontology annotation, molecular function: carbohydrate:proton symporter activity. NCBI's taxonomy places the organism in Eukaryota, Fungi, Ascomycota, Eurotiomycetes, Eurotiales, Aspergillaceae. The coding region runs from base 1 to 1614 and encodes 537 amino acids. Gene Ontology annotation, biological process: carbohydrate transport; transmembrane transport. Gene Ontology annotation, cellular component: membrane. The record is from RefSeq and is a predicted model, not a curated record.
AUGGCUACCCAAUUCCGUAAUACUCAGCACGUCGAGGUCUCUCAGGCUGAGGAGGACAUCACCCGCCAGCACACAGCGUGGGCCGUCGAGGACAUCAGUCAGGCCGAGCACAACGGUUCUCUCCGCGAUGCCGUACGCGAACACUGGCGUUCCGCCUUCUGGGCGUUCAUUUUCUCCCUCUCCAUCGUCAUGGACGGGUACGACCUGCAGCUGGUCUACAGCCUGUUGGCCCUGCCGCAGUUCCAAAAGGCCUACGGCGAGCCUUACAACGGCGGCUACCAGCUCAAGGCCAAUUGGCAGACGGCCCUCAACGUAGGCUCGCCCGUCGGACGCGUUAUCGGCGGCAUCCUUGUCGCCUGGAUCAGUGACCGCUUCAGUCGCAAGACGGUCAUGGCUUUCUCUCUCGUGCUCACCGCCGGUUGCGUCUUCAUCACCUUCUUCGCCCCUAACAUCCAGAUCCUCGUCGCUGGGGAGAUGAUCAUCGGCCUCUUCUGGGGCUUCUUCAACACCCUUGCGCCCACCUACUCCUCCGAGCUCUGCCCUGUGGCCCUGCGAGGUAUCCUCAUGUCCUUUAUACUUACCUCCUGGGGUAUCGGCCAGCUUAUUGCCCAGGGCGUUAUCAAGAGCACCUCGGAGAGGCCCGAUUCGUUGUCAUACCGCAUUCCCUUCGCCGUCCAGUGGGUGUGGCCGGUCAUAAUCCUCGCCUUCCUCCCCUUCGCCCCUGAGUCUCCCUGGUGGCUCGUGCAAAAGGGCCGCAUGGAGGACGCUGCCAAGGCCUUGCGCAAAUUGGGGAACCAUGACGAGCAGCGCAUACAGAACCAGCUGCUCAUGAUGGAUGCGACCAACAAGGCGGAGAUCGAGAACGAGAUCGGCACCAGUUGGUGGGAUUGCUUCAAAAAUGAGAACCUUCGUCGCACCGAGAUCGUCUCCAUGGCCUGGGCCAUCCAGGCGCUAUGUGGCAACUCGUUCCAAGGAUACGGCAUCUACUUCCUCGAACAGGCCGGCUUCCCUGUUUCACUGUCCUUCUCGCUCGGUGUCGGCCAGUCUGCCCUUAGUGUCUUCGGCAGCUGCUUGUCCUGGGUCCUGAUCCGCUACAGCGGUCGGCGGCCCAUCUUCUUCUGGGGUCUCGUGAUUCUCACUUGCAUCAUGUUCAUCAUCGCGAUCCUGGAUGUUGCUCCUGGCUACAACACUACGCAGGCCAUUCCCCAGGCCCAAGGUUCUCUCCUCAUCAUCUGGGCGUUUUUUUUCUUCACGACAGUGGCUGCCGUCUCCUAUAUCAUCGUCGGUGAGACGUCCGCUACCCGCCUGCGCAGCAAGACUACUGCCCUCGGAAGCAGUCUUUACUCUGCCGUCGGCAUUGCAUUCGGGUUCAGCACGCCAGACAUGCUGAACCCGACCGCCCUGGGCUGGCGCGGCAAGACUGGUUUCUGGUUCGGAAGCUUGUCUCUGCUGUGCUGCAUCUGGGCCUUUUUUCGCCUCCCCGAGUGCAAAGGCCGCACGUAUAAGGAGCUCGAUCACAUGUUCGCCAAAGAUGUACCCGCCCGCAAGUUCAAGACGUACCAGGUGCCAGAGGAACGUACGGAGGUCCUAGAGUCGAAACUCGAAGAUGCUUGA